Molecule: messenger RNA, 2616 nt
Organism: Asterias rubens (European starfish)
Lineage: Eukaryota; Metazoa; Echinodermata; Asteroidea; Forcipulatida; Asteriidae
Product: BTB/POZ domain-containing protein 16-like
Exons: 15
Coding region: 304-2334 (676 amino acids)
Source: RefSeq, a predicted model, not a curated record
GGUUUUUCUGUUAUGUCUACGUCGUCCGCUGUGUCAGUGUGGUCUUUUUGCGUGUGAUUUACCAGCUGGGAAACGACAUGCAGCUGAUGAUUUAGAGUGACUUAUGGGAUGAUAAAAAUUCCAUUGUCUCGCAGAGGAUUUUGUAUCCAAUAAUAAAGUUACACCACAGUCAGCAAGUACCCGACCCGAAGCUCUGAACGUCCAACUGCAAUUGAACUUCACUCUUCACUAUCAAGUUGUACAUUGACCUGCUGUGGCACUGGUUUAGAUUAGAACUCAUUGCUGCACCAAUUUGUAUUCAACAUGGCUGAAGUAGGAACAAUGAUAAUGAAUAAUUUCUCUGCCACAUCAAAACAUUCCACGGGGUUGCCGUACUUACCAUCCUCGCCUCCCAAAGCCAGAAUGUCCUCGGUGGCAAUGUCAUACACAAGUGCUUUACAGACUGCUCCGUACUCUGCACUUGUUGGUGUAGUUGUAGACUGCAGACAGCCUUCAAGGCAUCCUGCGUCACCCCGGUACCGCAUCCGGCGACAGGUAGGAGGAACAAACCGAUGGAGAUUGCCAGAAUCCUUGGGAGGAGACCUCCUUGGUACAGCCCAAGCCAUUAAGUCUCUGAACGAGCCUUACAAUGACAGCAUGGUCGCUGUCAUGACAGCUGAGAAUCCAGCAACAAGCAUCAACAGCGACCCAGAGAGGCCAUACCAGUUUCCCAGCAGAGAUAUCUUGGAAGAUCGACCACACACGACCCUUGAUGCCCGGACAAGCAAUGGUUGGUCAACACAGAGAUCACUAGAGCCGAGGCCACCAGGCACUGCACCUUGCAGACUCAGCAGUCCGUCACCGAUUGAAAGGUUUCAGCCGUCAUCUGCCCGAUCACCGACACCUGUAGACAUCUUUCAUUAUCACUCUGCACCCAUUCACAGUGUACUCGGACCAGACAUUCUCCUGCAGUGUCUAGACACAAACUGGGAGCUCCAUCGUCCAUACAUCCAGAAGUCCUCCACCCUCACCGAGCUCCUCUGCAAGGCGGAAAACAAACCCCACUCGGAGCUCUACUAUCGUGACCCGAUGUCGGCAACCCUUGACCAGUACAUCAGUAAGAGUAACCACUACAGCACGGAGUACCAAGACAUCAGUCAUAGCCUGAGUAUGACGGACAGCCCUCGGAGUCUGGACGGUGGGGAGAGGAGGCGGAUUGACCACCCGGCACACAUCGUCAAGGCUCGGACCAACACCAUGACCAAGCUCAAACUGAAAGUCAGGGAUUCCAUGGUGACUAGAGAUGCAUUUGCUGUUGCUCUGGGCAACCUGUACCAUGACGACAUUGACGUUGAGAAGUGUGACGUGGUGGGAGUUCUAGCAUCUGCCCACUCUCUAGGUUUUCUGGACUUGGAAAGAAGAUGUGCUGAUAUUAUGUUGAGGAACCUGAGUUCAAUGACGGUUUGCAAGUAUCACCAGGCUGGGUUGAAGUACAAAGUGGGGCAAGUGGUCAAUGCAUGUGAGAGAUGGUUGGAGCUUAAUCUUAUUCCCCAUCUUUCGGUUCAAAUCCAGUUGAGGGAUCUACCUUUGGAACUCCUACAGAAAAUUAUCAAAUCCAGCAGGUUUUUCACAUUCAGUGAAUACUACUUGUACAAGCUUCUCUGCUACUGGAUCUUCCUACAGCAGAAUUCACAUCUUCAGCUGAUGCCAUCACAUAGCACCAUUGUAACAUUCUUUAACAGUCUGAGCAAAACAACUGCGUUUGUGGACCGCGAGCAAGGCCAGAAGUAUGCCGGCCUCUUCCGAUCCAUCCGCCUCGCUGGAGUGACGGACACUCGUCACCUUGAUGACAUGCUUAGGAUGAACGUUAUACCACAAGAGUGGAUCUUAAAGACGCUGAGUAUGCAUUACCACGCCCUGCAGGGAGGCGGUGACAUGUCGCUCAUGUUGAACUUUGGCAACGACGCCAUCAGAACUGGCUUCAUCAUUGAGCAGGAGCCAAGGUACCACAGCGAGGUUGUAUCCAUCCAUGGUUUUCACUUUGAGCUGAAGGCUCAUCGACAAGGCAAAGACUCAACUUAUCAAUUCUACAUGCAGCGCCUAAAGCCACAUGAUCCCACCUUAUCCUUCCGCGUCUGUGAGCGCCAGACGUUCUCACUUCGUCAGGACCGAGAGGUCUUGUACAGCAUUCGAGCUCAGUGUCGCAUCCAGGGCCAGGACUACCUCUUCAAUACGGGUAUAUUGGGCAAGAAGUUUGGCCUGGGGUCUAAGACGAGCAAGAGCGAGGUCUUAUCGCUGGACGGACUGUGCCUUCCGAUCUACGUCACAUUCAGUAUUUUAUUCCCACCGUCCUAGAUUGCUCAGGAUUAGAAUCUAUUUUUCUGGUGUUACCCGUUGGAAAUUUUCAGGUUUUCAGAAAAGAAAUUAUCAUAAAAUCAAAACAAAGUUAACUAGCUCUAUGAAAUCGGGCACAGAUGUUGAACUAAAAGGGAGGGGUGGGUUCCUCACUUACCCCCCUCCCCAACCUUUGAUCUGAAAAUAAAGCUAACCCUGCAACAAGUUUCUAAAAAAUGUUGUUUUAUUAAACGGCCAAUAAAGGAUGAUCUCAAAUAUAUAGACAUUACAGUUUUCUAAUAG